CGUCGGGCCAUGCUUUCUUCACGUCUUGCUAGGGAAGCUCAAGCACUGGGCUCGUGUGCGCUCCGCUGUCGCUCGCGUCUGCAGCUCAACCUUGCGCGACGAGCUCUCUCCACCACCGCUACGACUGCAUCUGCUUCUCCGUCACCCAGCACGUCCUCAAUAGCCUCUCCCACGCCAUGGUUCGUCGACUCUGAAGAGGAGAUAUCACCAUAUGCACGUCGAUCUGCCUUGCCACAAGCACCGACGAAGCCUCUCGCACCUCUCCCUGCUGCAAUCCCUUCCGACCACCCAAUAGCGCGGCUUCAUGCAGAGUUGAAGGCAUCCCCGCAUCUUGAACCUGGGACUUUGCUCGUGAGGGAGCCUAUUCCAACCGCGACAGGGCCCCCAUUACCCGCGACUAUGCCGAAGGGACGCAGACAGCGAGGUAGGUCUUAUGUCGGCGAAGGCGUCGCAGGAGACACGGGCGGCAUCUGGGAGUGGCUUGUUAUUGCUCAGGUCAAAGAGGGGACUGAGGACCGCGGCGCCAUCGAGUCUGUCAUCCGGACAGUCAGGAAAACGCUCCUCACUGCCGAUCCCCCAACACUGCUGCCGCUGAACAACAAGCGUCGCUUCAUCGGUGGCUGGGCCAUGAUCGACGCCGGCCACUUUGCCGUGCAUAUACUCAGCAAAGAGGCAAGGGAAAAGUUCUUCCCCGACCAGCGGAACUGGUAGAUAAUAUUGUCAUCGGAGGCCGUCAUUCUAC
Messenger RNA from Trametes versicolor FP-101664 SS1, 742 nucleotides. RefSeq lists its product as uncharacterized. The record is from RefSeq and is a predicted model, not a curated record. Bases 10 to 711 code for a protein of 233 amino acids. The transcript has 4 exons. Lineage: Eukaryota; Fungi; Basidiomycota; Agaricomycetes; Polyporales; Polyporaceae.